Messenger RNA from Pangasianodon hypophthalmus (striped catfish), 805 nucleotides. RefSeq names its product kisspeptin 2 (gene kiss2). Bases 15 to 638 code for a protein of 207 amino acids. The record is from RefSeq and is a predicted model, not a curated record. NCBI's taxonomy places the organism in Eukaryota, Metazoa, Chordata, Actinopteri, Siluriformes, Pangasiidae. The transcript is spliced from 3 exons.
GGGAAGAACUCCAGAUGCUGUUUCAGGUGAAAUCUGGCAGGAAGACACGAGUGAAGCUCCUCCGACAGCCGGGCUUCGUCACCGCUCUUAAUCCUCGAGAGUCACAGAGGAUUUUGGAUUCUGAAGUGCGUUUCUCUUUUAGCGCUCUUAAACAAACACUGAUGCACUUUGGGCUCGAGGUCACCGACAUCACGAUGUCACCCCAUGCUUAUAUAUUGAGGGAAGCUCUCACAUGGACUGGUUAUUCUCAGCAGAGACGAGGUUCUGCGCAGGAAUCAGCUCCAUCACCAGACAAUAUGAAACUACAGGUGCUGAUCCUCUUCACGUCAGUCCUGGUGGCUCAUUACGCAUCCUCACGUGUCAGUAUUCCAGAUUUUGUCGGACUCAGAGAACCGGAUCAGAGAGGCGUGGACGAGCGCAGCACCUCAGAAGAUGACAGCAUUUGCUUCUUGUUAAAGGAGAAGGAUUCGGAGAGCCACAUUUCCUGCAAGCAUCGUUUAACCCGCAGUAAAUUUAACUACAACCCGUUCGGGCUGCGCUUUGGGAAGAGAGACGGACGCUUAAAAUCAGACAGAUCAGGAAUGAGGAAGAUGCUCCCGGUUCUGCUGCUUCUGAGAGAACUGGAGGAAGCAUCAUGAACACACACACACACACACACACACACAAACAAAAAAAAUCUGCAAAAAAGUGCAAUCUUUAAGAGCUGGAUUAACUCUGGAUUAACUGGAGAUCUUGUUGUGAUGGACAUUUUGGCCUGUUAAUUUACUGCACAGGUUUGUUCUGUGUACGCUGUUAAUCAUGUGUG